GCCCAGUGGCCCGCCGAUUGUGGCAACGCCAUGCUACGGGCAGCGUGCGCGGCGUUUCAGGUGUCAUUGUCGGGGGAGGCGUCACAGGCUGUGCCAUGCUCUACAACCUUGCACAGCGGGGCGUCAAGUGCGUCCUUUUUGAAAAGGGCGAGCUAACCUGUGGAGCCACGUGGCAUGCAGCGGGUUUGGUGACCCGCUUCCAUGGGGGCAACAACUUUCGCCUGUGGCAUGAUGAGGGCGUGAACCUCUUCACCCAGUGGCAGAAUGAAGGCACCCCCCUGAGCUUUCACACGCCGGGCUCGAUCCGACUGAUCCCCGAUGAGCAGUCUUACAUCGAAGAGGCCAGAUACCAAGUGGGGAAAGCGAAGAUCUUCUCCUCACUCUUCGGAUGCGCCGAGCACCACAUGAUCUCGCCCGACGAGAUCAAGGAGAGGCAUCCCUUGGUGAACCUCGACGACACUGGGAUCUAUGCCGGCAUCCUCACCGAGGGGGAUGGCCACAUCGACCCCAGCAGCGUGACGAACGCCUUCGCAGACCGGGCAAAAGGCCUUGGUGGCAUCAUCGAGCAGAAGACCGAGGUGGUGGCGCUGAACCUGCUCCCUAGCAAGCAGUGGGAAGUCAUCACCCGCACGGCUGCAGGUGAGGAGAAGCGCACAGUGGCCGACUUUGUGAUCAACGCGGCGGGCCUGUGGUGUGACAAAGUCGGCGCCAUGGCUGGUGUGCGCGUGCCCUCGGUCGUGCUACAGCACCAGUACUGCAUUACCGAGGCCAUCCCGGAAGUGAAGGAAUAUCAUGACAAGCAUGGUCACCAGCUACCUGUGCUCCGGGAUUUGAAGGGCUCCUUCUACUUGCGAGACGAGCGGGAUGGCAUUCUGAUCGGCCCCUACGAGUACUCCGAGGCCAUGGAGUUGGCUCCCACGGAGUGGCGCGAGACGGGCAUGCCCAAUGAGUACGCCAACUUCCUCUUCGAGGGCGACGUGGAGCGGCUGAUGCCUCACCUGGAGCGUGCCAUGGAGAUCGUGCCGCAGUUUGGGGAAGUAGGCAUGAAGACCGUGCUGAACGGACCGACGAUGUGGCCCGCGGAUGGCAACCACCUCGUCGGCCCUGCACCCGAGUGGGACGUGGCACCCAACUUUUGGCUGGCAUGCGCGGAGUCCUACGGCAUCGCGCACAGCGCCGGGCUCAGCCGCUACCUCUCCGAAUGGAUUGCCAACGGGGAGCCGCCCUACGAGCUCAAGGAGGCCGACCCCGCCAGGUAUGGGGCGUGGGCCACGAAGGACUGGGUGGCCUCGAAGGUGCGAGAAACCUAUGGCAUGAACAACCACGUGCACUUUCCCAACGAGAACCUGCUGGGUGCCAGGCCGGUGGAACCGAUUCCCAACAGCGACAUCUAUGAUGUGCUGAAGUCCCAGGGCUGUCAGUUCGGCUUCCACAACGGAUGGGAGUGCGCCAACUACUUCGACCCGGCCUCUCAAGGCGAGCAGCAUGGCAACUCCCGGGGCUCCUUCCGACGGCCGGCCUACAAGGAUCUGGUCGAGAAGGAGUGCCGCGAGAUGGCAGGCUUCGGUGGCAUUUGCUACUGGCCUUUUGCCAAGUACCACGUCUCGGGGCCUGGCGCAGAGGCUUUUUUGGACCGGCUGGUGCCGAACAGGCUGCCUAAAGUGGGCCGCUGCGCCCUCUCGUACUUCCUGACGCCGCAGGGCAAGAUCAGCAGCGAAGUCAUGCUGGUGCGGCUGGCGGAGGACAAGUUCUACGUGGUCAGCUACCCCGAGCAGGAGCUCUUUGACUGGCGCUGGCUGCAUAUGAACAAGCCGGCCGAGGGCGUGGAGAUCGAGAAUGUUACCGCCGAAUUCGGCACGCUCAUGGUCUCCGGCCCCGAAAGCCGCCGAGUCCUGGCGCAGCUGGACGGCGACGAGGCGAACUGGUCCAAGGACAACUUCAAGUUCUACGCCUGGAAGCAGGUGGAGCUCGCGGGCAUCCCUUGCCGGGCCCUGCGCGUCAGCUUCACCGGUGAGCUGGGUUGGGAGCUCCACCCGGCCACGGGCGACGUCGCCCCGCUGUACCGCGCCCUGAAGGCCGCGGAGCCGCGACUGAACGACUGGGGCGGAUACGCCAUGGGCUCCUUCCGCCUUGAGAAAGGCUUCAAGGCCUUCGGUUCCGACAUGACCCGGGACCACCAGGCCCUGGAAGCGGGUAUCAGUGGAAAGUUUUUGCGCAUGGAGAAGGACUUCAUCGGUAGAGACGCCCUGGCUGCGAGCCCUGAGCCCGCGAGGAAGCUGGUGCACCUGGCCGUCACCACCCCCGAAGGUGUUGACUGCGUCGGGAACGAGUCCAUCUUCAACUCUGUCACAGGAGAAGUUGUGGGCUUCACAACCAGCGGUGGGUAUGGCUACCUUGCGCAGCAAAGCAUCGCCUUCGGCUAUGUGUCCUCCGCAGAGAUCGAAGCCGGCGCGCCGCUGGCCAUCGAGGUCAUCGGCCAGCUUUGCGAAGCCCGCGUGCAAGAAGGGGCCUUUCCGGUGAAGGAGGCGGCUGGUGAUUCGCGGCCACGUGGGCAGGCGUCGGGCGAAACAGCCAGGCGCGAGCUGGAGCUGUGA
Molecule: messenger RNA, 2594 nt
Organism: Symbiodinium natans
Lineage: Eukaryota; Dinophyceae; Suessiales; Symbiodiniaceae
Source: the annotation of a GenBank genome assembly